Aplysia californica (California sea hare) is the source of this 790-nucleotide messenger RNA. RefSeq names its product eukaryotic translation initiation factor 3 subunit K. The transcript has 8 exons. Gene Ontology annotation, biological process: regulation of translational initiation. The coding region runs from base 48 to 698 and encodes 216 amino acids. The record is from RefSeq and is a predicted model, not a curated record. Gene Ontology annotation, molecular function: translation initiation factor activity; ribosome binding. Gene Ontology annotation, cellular component: eukaryotic translation initiation factor 3 complex; cytoplasm. NCBI's taxonomy places the organism in Eukaryota, Metazoa, Mollusca, Gastropoda, Aplysiida, Aplysiidae.
UCAACUAUGACACGCGAAACAUCCUGACCACUUCACAAGCUACCAAGAUGGCGGAAGCAAUGCAAGCAACCGUGGCCUCAUUGCUCAAAGGGAUUGACAGGUACAAUCCUGAAAACCUUCAAACUCUGGAAAGAUAUGUGGCUAUGCAAGCCAGUGAGAACACAUAUGACCUGGAGGCUAACUUAGCUGUACUGAAGUUGUACCAGUUUAACCCAAGCAUGUACCAGACUGGAGUUACUGCCACUGUUCUGCUGAAAGCUCUGACAAAUCUCCCAAACUCGGACUUCAUCCUGUGCAAGUGUUUGAUAGAAACAGGAAGGCUGGGUGAAGAGCCAGUGGCCAAAGUCUUGAAGCUUGCAGAAUUCCUUGAAACAGCUCAUUUUCAAGACUUUUGGCUGGCCCUUAUGGAGGACCCGGACCUUCUCAUUGGAAUUCUGGGAUUUGAGGAUUCGAUACGCAAAUUUGUUUGCCAUGUAGUUGCAUCCACCUAUCAAACGAUUAGGAAGGACAAGCUGAGGAUACUGCUUGGAAACAUUUCAGAUGCACAGACUAGCCAGUGGAUCAGUAAAUAUGGGUGGAGAGAACAGCAAGAUGGAUAUGUGUUCGUCACAACCCAGGAUGAGAAUAUCAAAACCAAGAACAUCACAGAAAAGAUUUCGUUUGACAGUGUUGCUGCUAUCAUGGCAUCAGGGCGAUGAUUGUGGAAGUAGUUAACUCUCGUAUGGUUGAGGUCUGUAAGAUAGUCAUUUUAACAAGUAUGGUCAUUUCAAAUAAAAUGUCUGGUUCGCGA